Megalops cyprinoides (Indo-Pacific tarpon) is the source of this 1816-nucleotide messenger RNA. RefSeq lists its product as uncharacterized. Lineage: Eukaryota; Metazoa; Chordata; Actinopteri; Elopiformes; Megalopidae. The coding region runs from base 269 to 1474 and encodes 401 amino acids. The record is from RefSeq and is a predicted model, not a curated record. The transcript has 10 exons. Gene Ontology annotation, molecular function: metal ion binding.
GAAGAGGAAAUCCACCAUCAUAUUUAAAAUCUGUCCAAAAUCUGCCGAGAGAAGGAAUUCGUCCAUUCUGUUCUUCCCUGUUCUUCCCCUAUACUUCUCUCGCUCUCUUCCUCUCGUCCCUUACAUACAUACUUUUUGCAACAUUAAGAAUGUUAUUUGACCGCAAUAUAUCCUACUGGGCGUGUAGCUUACAGAAAGAAUUCCGUCUGAGAGGAAACGAAAUCGAAAGUGCACAAGCGAAUCUGCUCGAAAGAAACCUGACUAACCCAUGGCUUCGAAUUAUGUCACCGAAAGCAAUGACCAACCAGACGACCCAGCUUUCAGGAGCCACCGUCACCGUCAGGAGGAGUACAGCGGCUCGGAGGAGGAUGACAGCGACGGGGACUCCAGUGACACAGACUCCUCCUCGGGGAGUGACUCGGAGCUGCAGUGCGGGGCCUCUCAGCCGCGCAGGGCACGGCGACAGGUGUGCCAGUACUAUAACCAGGGCCACUGCAAGUACGGGAGGAAGUGCAGGGACCUGCAUGUCUGCAAGUACUUCAUGCAGGGAGAGUGUCGCUACGGCAGCACCUGUAAACUGAGGCAUAUCAGCAACUCCAAGUCUGAGUCCUCCUCGGAUGAAAGCCGGGGUGAGGGGCGGAGGAGGAGGAGGAACAGCUCUUCAUCCAGAGAGCGUGAGGCCAGAGACAGCAGGCCCUACACUUGGCAGUUAGACAGCGGAAACGGCUGGAAGGACAUCGCUAACGACCACAUCAUCGAGGCGCAGUACUCGCGACCCAGCGUCAAAGGAAUCAACCUGUACAACACCCGCUUCGGGAAGAUCUCCAUCGAUUUCAGCAGAAUGAAGGUCCGUAAAAAAAACCAGCUGAGAAUCAGACGCUGCAGCUCCAAGCACAGUGGACUGGAGACGGAGUGGGUCUGGUACUACAAAGGGAACCAUGACUGGAUACCGUAUGGUCAGAAGGACUCCAAGGGCAACGCCGCCUCGGUGACCAACUCCCAAAUCGAGAGGGAGUUCCAGAGCAGGAGGAAGAGCACCCUCAGGUUCACCGUGGACAAGACCGACUACCAGAUCAACUUCAGGGACAUGCGUCAGCAGAACUUGUCCAGCGGACAGAGGAGGAGGGUGGCGAGACGCCCUCGAUAUCGGGGACCCCAGGACGGAGGCAGAGGUCAUUCACCUGGAUCUGUGGUGUCCCCCAUGAAGAAGCUGGGCGUGUCUUCAUCGGGCGGGGGCCCCACCUGGCAGUUCAAGGGAGACCAAGGGAAGUGGCACGACUUCAAGCAAGGGAGAGGGAGGGACACAGAGUGCUCUGUCUCCAGCGCUGAUAUAGAGGCUGAGUACCAGCGCAAUCCACAGGGCUCCAUGCGCUUCUCUGUGGGCAAAAAGCGCUACACCCUGGACUUCAGAGCCAUGAGACAGACCAGCGAGGUCUCACACAAGACCCGUGUGAUCCGACGGAUGCAGCAGUGAAGGGAGACCUGCCACAGUGAAGAAGAAAAUUUCCACUCAGCUCACAAGUAGCCGUGAACUCAGAACUGCCUGAAGAUUGCAUGUUUACUUUAAAUACAUGGACUGGGCUAUUUUAGAUAGUAUUACAGGACUGGGCUAUUUUAGAUGUUUCUGUGGUUUACAGUAUUUGCACACAGAUUAAUGAGAGGUACACAUAUAUUGGCAUUGAUGAAUGACUCCAGGUAGAAAUCAACACUUAACUGCCACUGAACAGUCUUCUUAAAAACACACACAUUUGCAUACAUACACCCACAAACACAUAUUACCUCUAUCUUUUUAUGCAAUAUAGGGACAUAUAUGCAA